GUGUUUCGUUCCGCCGGACAACGCGGCAGCCGCUCUUCAAAGCGAAGCCGGGAGUUUUUGUUGCGGUUGUCGCCACCAUGAGUCGCAGUUAUAACGAUGAGCUGCAGUUCUUGGAAAAGAUCAAUAAAAACUGCUGGAGAAUCAAGAAGGGCUUCGUGCCCAACAUGCAGGUUGAAGGAGUUUUCUAUGUGAAUGAUGCUCUGGAAAAAUUAAUGUUUGAGGAACUAAGGAAUGCCUGCCGAGGUGGUGGCGUUGGUGGCUUCCUGCCAGCCAUGAAACAAAUUGGCAAUGUGGCAGCCCUGCCUGGGAUCGUUCAUCGUUCCAUCGGGCUUCCUGAUGUCCAUUCUGGUUACGGGUUUGCUAUUGGUAAUAUGGCAGCCUUUGAUAUGAAUGACCCCGAAGCAGUGGUGUCCCCAGGUGGCGUCGGAUUUGACAUCAACUGUGGUGUUCGCUUGUUGAGAACCAAUUUAGACGAAAGUGAUGUCCAGCCUGUGAAGGAGCAGCUUGCCCAGGCUAUGUUUGACCACAUUCCUGUUGGGGUGGGGUCCAAAGGUGUCAUCCCAAUGAAUGCCAAAGACUUGGAGGAGGCCUUGGAGAUGGGUGUGGACUGGUCCCUAAGAGAAGGCUACGCCUGGGCCGAAGACAAGGAGCACUGUGAGGAGUAUGGAAGGAUGCUGCAAGCUGACCCCAAUAAGGUCUCUGCCAGGGCCAAAAAGAGAGGCCUUCCCCAGCUGGGGACUCUGGGAGCCGGCAACCACUAUGCAGAAAUCCAAGUUGUGGAUGAGAUUUUCAAUGAGUAUGCUGCUAAGAAAAUGGGCAUCGACCAUAAGGGACAGGUGUGUGUGAUGAUCCACAGUGGAAGCAGAGGCUUGGGCCACCAAGUAGCCACAGAUGCCCUGGUAGCUAUGGAAAAAGCCAUGAAGAGAGACAAGAUUAUAGUCAAUGACCGUCAGUUGGCUUGUGCUCGAAUCGCUUCCCCUGAGGGGCAGGACUACCUGAAGGGAAUGGCAGCGGCUGGGAACUAUGCCUGGGUCAACCGCUCUUCCAUGACCUUCUUAACCCGUCAGGCAUUUGCCAAGGUCUUCAACACAACCCCUGAUGACUUGGACCUACACGUGAUCUAUGAUGUCUCUCACAAUAUUGCCAAAGUCGAACAGCAUGUGGUGGACGGAAAGGAGCGGACUCUGCUAGUACACAGGAAGGGCUCCACCCGGGCUUUCCCUCCUCACCAUCCCCUCAUUGCCGUUGAUUACCAACUCACUGGACAACCAGUGCUCAUUGGUGGCACCAUGGGAACCUGUAGCUAUGUUCUCACUGGCACUGAGCAGGGCAUGACUGAGACCUUCGGAACAACCUGCCAUGGUGCGGGUCGUGCACUGUCCCGAGCAAAGUCAAGACGUAAUUUGGAUUUCCAGGACGUCCUAGACAAAUUGGCAGAUAUGGGAAUUGCAAUCCGUGUUGCCUCACCCAAGCUGGUUAUGGAAGAGGCACCUGAGUCCUAUAAGAACGUGACCGAUGUGGUAAACACCUGCCAUGAUGCCGGAAUCAGCAAGAAGGCCAUUAAACUGAGACCGAUUGCUGUUAUCAAAGGAUAGAGCCCUGACCUCGGCACCAGACACCGCUGCCCCUCGCUGAAGCGGAAGUGGACUGAAACUCUCUUCAGACAUCAGACUGGAGACCUGCCAGGUUCCAGGGUAUGCGGCUGUAGCCGCCUGUUCUAA
Messenger RNA from Sus scrofa (pig), 1721 nucleotides. It is a transcript of the gene RTCB, whose product is annotated as RNA 2',3'-cyclic phosphate and 5'-OH ligase. Gene Ontology annotation, molecular function: RNA ligase (ATP) activity; RNA ligase (GTP) activity. Gene Ontology annotation, cellular component: nucleus; tRNA-splicing ligase complex. The record is from RefSeq and is marked provisional. Lineage: Eukaryota; Metazoa; Chordata; Mammalia; Artiodactyla; Suidae. Gene Ontology annotation, biological process: tRNA splicing, via endonucleolytic cleavage and ligation.